CUAGGAAGUGAGCGAGAAAUUCGCAUAAAGCACGUGUCAGUAAAGUUUAGUGGUAAGGAUAUGUGUCAGGAUUUGUGUCCGUUUGCGCUAUUUUUCUUUGUUUAUCCAAGUAAAUGUGCGCUUUGACCGUUGUGUCGCGUCCAGCUGUUUUGUUUUCAACGUCUCGUCCAGGAAAGUCGCCGUGUCUAGACACCCGCGUCUAGGUUUCUUUAAUCGCUAUAACGCGGUUUGUCUGAAAGGCCACUUUAACGUAUUUUAAUAAUUAAAAACGCGCCUCAAAUACGUGUGUACUGUUGUUUUCGUUGGACUGCGUCUAGCUUUUUCCCUUUAAACGCGUUCAGACUGAACUCCUUGCGGUUGAAAUGCUACGAAGUACUAGUGCAAUUAACAUUACAUCGUUUGUUAAAUGAGACAAUGGCCGUAAUUCAGCUCCCGGAGGAGAUUUGGAUGGACGUGUUUGGCUUUCUCUCCAGUCGUGACAAAUUGAGUGUUCGUUCAAGCUGCAAAGCCUUUAAGAGACUGAUCGACCAUUGGUCCUUAUGGAAAAACAAUGUUGUUGUCCUAAAAAAGAUCGGAGCGUAUGAUGCGCAUUUCUGGAGAACUCUUGGUAAAAGGAAAACGAAGUCCAUUGUGAUGCAGAAGGCAACUGUAAACGAGUUGCAGAAACUUGUGACUUGGCUGCCGUGGAUCUGUUCAGUUACUCUGGUUCUGUGUUGUGAUGCCACUGCUCUGGCGAAACUGGGUUCUUUAAAACACCUUAGAAGGCUUGUUAUCCGCCAAUGUCGCUGCACGAGACUCGCCAACUCGCUUUUAUCUUUGAAACGGCUGACACAUCUCUGCUUGUGUGAGGUCGAGCGAGCCUCAAUAUCGGAGAUUAGUGUUGCCAUUUCACAACUUGUCGAUCUGACCACCCUAUACUACCACGAAGAUAAAAAUCCCAUCCCUAAAACUGUUCUUCAUGGCAUGUUGAGGUGUCUGCCUAACUUAAAACACCUUUCCUUAAGAAUGGGGCCAAAGUAUGGGAUCCUACCUGAUGACUAUUUUUGUCUCCGCAAAGAAUGCCGUAGUCAAGAAAUGGGUGCCGAGGUCAGCCUGACCAGUCUGGAGCUGCUGAACUAUGAAGACCCUUGCCUCUCCACUGCUGCCUUUAGUGGGCUAUCCUCCUUGACAAAACUUACUGUACAUUAUAAAGGGUGGCUUGUAGAUCCAAACCUUUGCUGCCUCACAGAUUGGCUUCUAGAGCUCCCUUUGCUCUCAGAGCUCAAUGUUUCUUUAGGGUACCCACUCAGUGUCUAUGCUAAAUCAAUACCCAGGACGGUGCAAUAUUUGUCUCUCAUGGGAGUGAAGGCAGAGUUGAAUGCAGUCCGGAUCAUGGGGGAGCAGGUGCCAGAUCUUCUGCACCUUCAUUUGGAUCUGUGUUGUCAUGACAGCUGUGAUAUAAUAAAAGAAAUGCCACAGAUAUUCCCCAAGCUGCAGACCCUAAAAGUGAGGCACCAUGAUGUUCCAGCGUCAUUGUUUCUUGGACUUCAGGACCUGCCCCGACUUAAGCAGUUAGUGAUUUUGGAUGCUACUCAAAGUCCUAGUCCUACUGUCCUGAAUCUGACUCAAGAGCUUAAUGUUCAGACAAACAACAGAAUCCGUGUGCUUCAUUCCUCAGGACCAAAGGACCAAACCACUUGCACUUGUGGUUUUUGACAACUGUGAUUGUUUACACAUAUGUUGAACAAUGUAUUUGAUGGACCUUCGUAUUUUCAUGGGAAGCUUUAUGGUUCACUUUAAUGUGGUGUAUACACAAAAUGAAAAUGGGAAGUUAUUGCAGGGUUCGCACAAGGUGCUUGAAGUACUUGAAUUUGGGUUUUUCAAAUUGAAGUCCUGGAAAACCCUUGAAAAUAGCAAUUUUAACCAAGAGGUGCUAAAAGGUCUUUGAUUAAAGAAAAUCGUAAAAUACAUUGCUUAUAUCAUUUAAUAAAUGAAUUUUUUUGUCAGCUAUCAUGUGGCACCUGUUACUUUUGGCAGCGCUGUUCAAAAUGGGCCAGUCACAAUCAAUUGUAUCUGGAGGAUUUAAAAAAAUUAUAUUUUGAUACAAGUAUAAAUCUUUGCAAUUAUAAUUUUUCAUAAAAAAUGACUCUCCAGAGUAAAGAAAUAUGCAUUUCCCUGGUAUGCCUGAUUCACUCUGUCAUAUGCAAAGUCCGAGAGAACAAGGAAACAUUUCUAUUGGUUGCGCCGAAAUGGCCCAUCCAUCCAUGGUUUCCAGAAAUGAUAGAGAUGCUGAACAGCUCGCCAUGAGAAAUGCUGCUGAGGAGGGAUCUCCUCUCUAAGGCGCAAGACACCCCAGCCCAAGCUGUGGAACCUGCAUAUGUGGCCCCUGAAUGGAGCAUGCUAAAUGCACCAGAACUGACGCAGUCAAUCAUGAACAUAAUUUUACAGGCCAGCUCCAUUCAUGAGACUCCACACGCUAAUGUGUGAACAAUAAUGUGUUCACUUAUUGGUGUCUCUCACAUGGUAAAGACCCAAUAAGCUGCCCCAUACAUGAAAUUCUCAUAUUUAUUGAAAAGCUAUUAGAUACAGGACUCACUCCGUCAACACGCAAAGUGUAUGAGGUGACUAAACCUGCGUAUCACGCACAUGAAACCAGUGCCACUAUAGGCAAGAAUGAUUUAAUUAUAAAGUUCCUUAAAGGAGCAAGACGAUUAAACCCACCUGAUGAGGAACAAUCAUUGCAUUUGUUAUGCCCUGUGCUACACGCAUACGUUAUACUUACCUGCUAGUUCAGACUCUCUGAUUAGCACUUUUGUAUGCAAUGGAGGAUGCACGAAAGGAACGUCUGUCUCUAAGCAAAGACUUUCUCACAAGAUUGCUGAUGCAAUUUUCCUGGCUUAUGAGUCGCAGGGUAAGACCUGCCCAAUUGGUGUUAAAGCACACUCAACUAGAGGCAUGGCAUCCUCAUGGGUAUGGAUGAAUGGGUGUCCUUACAAGACAUGUUUUGCAGCAGGAUGGUCUUCUCAAAACACAACCUACACGUAAAUUCUCUCUCUUCACAAGUCCUCUCUGUUUUGAGCGCUUGCUAUUUCAUUGGCCAAAUAUAUGUACUUAUGCUCCUCCCUUUAAGGAUGAGCUCCAACUCUUUUUACACAACCAUACUAUAGUUCAAAUAUUCAUUCUGAGUGCUCCCCUCCUGGCCCAACAUGAGGGUCACUCACUGCAGCAUACUCAUGUCGGUCGAGACUGCCCACGAGACUGCAGUGUCAUGCUUCCUUUCUGGGAGGUUAUGUUGUGUAGUGCGGCAUGAUGGGAUUCUGUUCCCCAAAUGCAUUAAUCAAUGCAAUGUCAAGUGUACUGAUUCGUAAGGGGACGUUUUGGUUAUGUACGUAAUCUUGGUUCCCUGAGACGAAGGGAAAGAGUCAUUUGUGAAUACUAGCCACACUACAAGACUCCCGAGUUCUUGAGGUACGAGCGAUGCGCUCAUUGUUCUUAGUCAGAAAUUCUGAGGAAAGGGUGUUUGUGCACCUGCUUUUAUAGUGAACAGCUUUGCGCCAAAACAGGCGGGGCUUAAACACCAUAGCCAAUAUUAGAAUAUUGGUGUUCUUGUAGAGAGGUUGUGUAAGAAGGCACUCCCCAUAUGCAUUAAUCUACGCAAUGCCUUGUUCUGUUCGUCUCAGGGAACCGAGGUUACGUAUGUAACUGAGACAUUAAAGAUGUUUAUUGAGAUAUGUUGUACUUUUAAUAAGUGGUGUUUUAUAAAAAUAAAUUAACUGAAAUAAUAAAAUAUUUUAUUUCAAAUUAACAAAGAAUUAGUUUGAAUGACAUCUCGAGCAUAGUCCUUAAACAUACAAAUUUGCUUGAAAAGUCCUUGGAUUUAACUUUGAACCAUCUGUACGAACCCUGUUAUUAGAAACAACAGACAGUUUACAUUUUAUAAGCAUAAAUAUAUGAACUUUAUUUAAAAAUGUUAUGUAAAGAGCUUGGUUGAGAAACAUGAUUGUGAUGUGAUGCCAAAUCCACAAUGAACAUUUUAUUUUUACUCCUUGUCUAGCAGUAUUCACGAUGCAAUAUAUAGAAAAUAAAUUCUCUAUAAACACAACAGCAAAAUGUCAUCUUCAGAGGACCACAUCAUGUACUCCCCAGCUUUAAUAUCCAAACACCUCCACUAGGUGGUAUUCUAUUUGCACUUGAGUAUAAUAAAUCAAUAAAUGCAUU
This is a messenger RNA of Xyrauchen texanus (razorback sucker), 4197 nucleotides long. RefSeq lists its product as uncharacterized. Gene Ontology annotation, molecular function: protein binding. Lineage: Eukaryota; Metazoa; Chordata; Actinopteri; Cypriniformes; Catostomidae. Bases 415 to 1695 code for a protein of 426 amino acids. The transcript has 4 exons. The record is from RefSeq and is a predicted model, not a curated record.